AUGAUGCAAACAAAAGCGCGGCACGACAAAAGGCAAGUGGCAAUCCUUAUGGUGUUGAUGCUUUUGUGGGAGGUGGGUUCAGAAUCCAUUCAGUACUCAGUAAUGGAGGAGACAGAAAGCGGCACGUUUGUGGCCAAUCUGACAAAGGACCUGGGAGUGGGAGUGGGAGAGCUGGCCUCACGGGGCGCCCGGGUUGUUUUCAAAGGGAACAGACAACCUCUGCAGCUUGAUCCGAACACCCAUGAUUUGCUGCUAAAUGAGAAACUGGACCGGGAGGAGCUGUGUGGCUCCACGGAGCCAUGUGUGCUGCCGUUCCAGGUGUUACUGGAAAAUCCCCUGCAGUUUUUUCAGGCUGCCUUGCUGAUCAGAGAUAUAAAUGACCACGCCCCAGAGUUUCCUGCCAGAGAAAUGGUUCUGAAAAUAUCCGAAAUUACUGCGCCGGGAAAAAUAUUCCCACUGAAAAUGGCACAAGAUUUAGACGCAGGCAGCAACAGCCUUCAGAGCUACACCGUGAGCACCAAUGCCCACUUCCACGUUGUCACCCGCAAUCGGAGUGACGGUAGAAAAUACCCGGAACUUGUGCUGGACAAGGCGCUAGACCGCGAGGAGGAGCCCCAUCUAGAACUGACCCUCACUGCGCAGGAUGGCGGGUCUCCUCCACGGUCAGGGACUGCAACGAUUAGGAUCCUGGUGCUGGACAGCAAUGACAAUGCCCCCGAGUUCGUUCAGGAGCGCUAUGAGGCACAGGUCCCCGAAAACAGCCCCCCAGGCUAUCGGGUUCUCACCGUUUCUGCCAGAGAUUUGGAUGCAGGAUCCUUUGGGGAGCUGUCUUACGCCCUAUUUCAGGUCGAUGACGUUAACCAACCCUUUGAAAUCGACACAAUCACAGGAGAAGUUCGCCUGAAAAAGACAUUGGACUUUGAGGAAUUUCAGUCUUAUCACGUGGAUAUCGAAGCCACAGAUGGCGGGGGUCUCACAGGGAAAUGCUCUUUAAUCCUCAACGUUCUGGAUGUGAAUGACAACGCCCCUGAACUGACCAUGUCAUCACUCUUCAGCCCAAUUCCAGAAAAUGCACCAGACAUAGUUGUCGCAGUUUUCAGCGUUUCAGAUGCAGACUCUGGACGUAACCAGGAAGUUGUUUGUUCUAUAGACGACAAAACCCCUUUUAUCCUAAGACCAUCUACGGAGAAUUUCUACACCUUAGUAACAGACGGACCCCUGGACAGGGAGGCCAGGGCCCAGUACACCAUCACCAUCACUGUCUCAGACCUGGGCACGCCCAGGCUGCAGAGCCAGCACAACGUGACAGUGCACGUGUCCGACGUCAACGACAACGCGCCCACCUUCAGCCAGGCCCUGUACACCCUGUUCGUGCUGGAGAACAACAGCCCCGCGCUGCACAUCGGCAGCGUGAGCGCCAGCGACAGGGACGCGGGCACCAACGCCCAGCUCACCUACUCGCUGCUCACACAAGACCAGGCAACGCAGCAGCCACAGGGACAGGGACAGGAGCAGGUGGACGUGGGCGCGCUGGUGGCCCUGGACGCGGCGAGCGGGCAGCUGUUCGCACUGCGCGCGCUCGACUACGAGACCCUGCGCGCCUUCGAGUUCGGCGUGCGCGCGUCGGACGGCGGGUCUCCGGCGCUGAGCGGCGAGGCGCGCGUGCGCGUGGUGCUGCGCGACGCCAACGACCACGCGCCGCGCGUGCUGUACCCGCCGCGCAACGGCUCUGCGGCGGGCGCGUGCCCCGAGCUGGUGCCGCGCGGCGCCGAGGCGGGCUACGUGGUGAGCAAGGUGGUGGCGGUGGACGGCGACUCGGGCCGCAACGCGUGGCUGUCGUACGAGCUGCUGCAGGCCACGGAGCCCGGGCUGUUCGGCGUGUGGGCGCACAGCGGCGAGGUGCGCACGGCGCGGCCUGUGAGCGAGCGCGACGCGCCGCAGCAGCGGCUGCUGGUGCAGGUGCGCGACCACGGCGAGCCGCCGCUCUCGGCCAGCGUGGCGCUGCACGUGCUGCUGGUGGACGGCUUCUCGCAGCCCUACCUGCCGCGGCCCGACGCGCCGGCGGGGCAGGCGGGGCAGGCGGGGCAGGCGGGUGUGGGGGGUGUGGGGGGCGAGGCUGGGCAGGCGGAGGCGCUGACGGUGUCGCUGGUGGUGGCGCUGGCGGCGGUGUCUUCUCUGUUCUUGGCGUCUGUGUUGGCGCUGGUGGCCGCGCGGCUGUGUGGGCGCGGCGGGGCCGGGGCUGGGGCUGUGGCGGUGGGGUCAGGGUGUGGGGUGUCUGUGGCCGAGGGCCGCUUCUUCCCUGCCGGGGCUGGGUGUGGUGGUGUGGGUCCUCUGGUGGACGUGGGCGGGGCGGGGACGCUGUCGCAGAGCUACCAGUAUGAGGUGUGUGUGAGUGGAGGGAGUGGGACUGGUGAGUUCAAGUUCAUGAAGCCGAUUGCCCCGAAUUUUUCUCCUGAAUUUCCUGGUAUUGAAAUAGAGAAGAGCCCCAGCGUUCGGAGUAGCUUCCCUUUCAGUUAA
Messenger RNA from Ochotona curzoniae (black-lipped pika), 2517 nucleotides. RefSeq names its product protocadherin beta-6-like. The transcript has a single exon. The coding region runs from base 1 to 2517 and encodes 838 amino acids. Gene Ontology annotation, molecular function: calcium ion binding. NCBI's taxonomy places the organism in Eukaryota, Metazoa, Chordata, Mammalia, Lagomorpha, Ochotonidae. Gene Ontology annotation, biological process: homophilic cell-cell adhesion. Gene Ontology annotation, cellular component: plasma membrane. The record is from RefSeq and is a predicted model, not a curated record.